AUGCUCCUCUACCAACCAUUAUUGGCUUGUUUGUGUGUAGCUUUCCUGCUGGUUGACGGAUUUUCUUUACCCAACCUUUUGGAGUUAAUAUCAACAAGGACGACGAAUCAGAGAGGGAAUAACCCAGGCCCUCUGCCUUAUUUUUUGGAUGAAAAAUACCCUGAAGUGAUCAGAACUGAGGACCCUUGGAUCGAUGCCAUUGGCUGGUUGGUCAAAUCCAUGCCACCAACCACACAUGAGCCUGACACUCCCGUGGCCAUGAAUCAGACCACCACCGAUACCUGGCCCACAGAUUCAACUCAUAUCCUAAACAAUGAAACCAUGGGGAAAGAGGAGACACACAAGACAACAGUUAAGGGUACCACGAGUAAACCUCAAAUAGUGACCAAAAUGGAGACCGUAAACACAAUUGCCAUCUCAAGCCAGGGUAGCUGGCUCACCUCGAAGGUGCCACAAGAGACUACAGCCUCAAACGACAUGGAGACGGAGGAGGGGGAUGAGAACCUCUCUUCAACAUCUACAGCACUUGACUCUUCGUUAGACGACUAUGAUUCUACUGAACUAUUCGAAAGCAUAUCCACUAUUUUUGACAACUUGUGA
Molecule: messenger RNA, 600 nt
Organism: Protopolystoma xenopodis
Lineage: Eukaryota; Metazoa; Platyhelminthes; Monogenea; Polystomatidea; Polystomatidae
Source: the annotation of a GenBank genome assembly